AACCCUGACUCUACUCAGCAAACAUCCACGAGUGGCUGUGAUGCGCAGAGGGGAUAGGAGCAGCUCCCGCACGGUCCGGAUAGGAGACUCGCUACCGGGAGGUUGUCAAGAUUCCACCGAUCGCUACGGAAAGCACUUGUGCUGGCGGGAGUUUACCGCUGAGGCGUCGGAUGGAUGAUGAGGAGGAAGACAUGUCACAGCCCAUCUCGCAGCUCUGGGGAUCGUCCUUCAGGGACGUCAAAUACGAAGACCGAACCACGCCGAUUUCAGCCGGACAGGCCCUGGCUGCCGUCACCGCCGCCGUGCCCACGUCGCGGGGUCACAACAACAACAGCAUCGGCAUCAACACGCUGCCCUGCAGCUUGCACUGGCAGCCGCGCAUACCCUUUCACGGCAGCGCUGGAUUACGUUCACAUUUCCCCGCUCACUUUGAGCCAAUGGAGGACCGGGGAGAGAGACAGCAUGAAGAGGAGGAGGAGGAGGAGAUGCAGGAGGAGGGCAGAGGGGAGGAGGAUGAGAGGAUGGCAGAGAGGGCGGAGGAGCAGGCAGGGGUGAGCGUCGAGGCGCAGAUCGGACGCAAACUUCGGGAGAUCGGAGACCAGUUCCAGCAGGAUCACGUUGAACUGUUCAUGAGGCACCAGAGACAGAACCUGCCCGUCUGGAUGCGAUUCACCGUGGCCCUGUUCGGCUUCCUGUUUCCCAGGGAGCCUCUGGUGCCGCGGCUGAGAGGGGAGCAGAGAUGAGGGGACUUCCUGCUCGGCCCCUCCCCUCGGCCCUUGCUUUCCAAAAAACAAGGGACCAGACUUUUAGAGAUGGCACUGUAAGAUGGAACACGGGUUUGGAUUUUGUUUUCUAAUUGAAUAUGAAGACGACAUGAAGAAAACGCGGUCACUGCUGGACGGAGACUGAAUAUGAAUUUCUUUUCCUUUUUUCCUUUUUUUGGGGGUUGUUUUCUUGUUUUUUCCCGCCUCUCCAAGAAGAAGCCAUUGUGUUUGAAGAGAUAUUUUCGAAAUAUUUGUAAGAUUACCUAUUUUGUACAGUAAACUGCUCUUUUUAUUUGGUAAUUCAAGUCUUGAAGAACCUUCAUCAGUCCAGGGAAUGCCUUAUUCUCUCCUGCCACAGUACAUUACGCGUUUGCAUCCAGGACAUCACCUGAACGAGAUCGAUCUUAAGAUCAGGCCACUUGUUUUUAUUUUUGGCGAUACACUGUGGACGUGGACAUUUCUGUGCUGAAGUUACUGACUUAAAACCUUGAGGACUCGGGGCACAUUUCUAAUUUAUUCUCAGAAAAACAAUAAGCCCUCUGCUUAUCCUUAACUGUUCCGCACUGGCUAAUUUGAAAACAUGGUUGUGAUGAAAUUGUUGCAGAUUUACACACUUUUGUUGCACUGUUGGUGUUUUAUCAGCUUCCACUAUAGACGUAGGGACGUUUUAUCAACCCGGUGUCCUCCAUCCGCCUCCAACCACUCGUGUUAGUAGAAGUGGCGUCACGACCCACUGCGUAGAUUUGGAUUUUGUGGAUUUAACCCAUUAAGACCCAAGGAAGGCGAAUAAGAACAUGCUCUAAAACUUUGACUGAAGAGCUGACGGAUUUUACAAAAACUUUUCUUUCCAGCCUCUGAAGCAGAAACAUGAAAUAAAAAGCAUUUGACAGUGACUUUCAUUGUAUAUCAUUUGACGUUUCCCUGAAAUUUUCCCUGAAAAACUUUAAAAACGUAUUGUUGGCUGAGAGCCCUAAGAAACAAACACACUACAUUUUCCCAUAAUUAAUUUAGUCUUAAAGGUCCAUACACGCAUAUGUCGCAUCAGGUCUUGAUGGGUUAAAUCAUUAAUGGAAGCUUACUUGAAUUUGGGUGUACUAUAGGUUUCAGCCGAGAACGGGAUUCAAAGUGUUGAUUCCCUCGUCUCGACUUGCAAUCGUGUGCAGUUCAGAGUGUGUGCUUACUCUUUUUCCAAAAUGUGCAGUAAUAGUGAAACCAAAUAAGCACAAAACUUAAUCAAAUCUCCCUCAUGGGAUUUCAAUCAGGGAACGGGAAACAAUCAGAUGUAAAGCUGAAAAGCUUUGGAUCAAUUUCAUCCCUUUCUAAAGCUUUUCAGGAUUUUCUUUCUCUGGCUGAGUGGACAAUCCUAAUUUCGCCCUCUGUGGGAGAGACGACCUGUAGGAGUGUUUUUAGGGCUGAGCAAUAUUCAAGCCAGUGGGAAGGAGGAAUACAAAACUUAGGGAUCGGCUGCAUUUGCAAUCAAACUGACGUCCAAGGAGGGAAAUGCGUCGUCAGUGGAAUACGUCUCUCUUUACGAAUACCUUUGCGACACACCUUUUGGUUUGAAGCUACAGAGAUGCAUUUUUAUUUGAUUUAAUUCCAGGUGUAAAUGUCACGGGCACUGAUUCAAACCCUGUCAUGCUGAUACAUGUAUGAGAACUCUCACGUUUUAAUCUCCUAUUCAAGUGCUUUCUUUCACCAAACUGCCAGUGGUACAUUUAGCGUCACAGUAAAAAAUAGCUUCUGUAUAUUUCCGAAAAGCAUUUUACAAACACACAUACACACACACACGUGGGAGACAGUUAAGUGAUCUCCACGUGAUAGCUGCUACGUUAGCAAUUUGCAGCGACACAGCCAUUGUAGUCUUUUGAGACUUUGAAUAAGAUGUUAAAAAUUCUCAUUGGAUGUAUUCUUUCAGUCUGUUGUAGAUUCAUGAUAUGAACUUUUGAAGACACUGAUGGUUUUUUUUCUGCUUUAUGUUUUCUUCAGGGAGUAGUUAACAUCCGUGUUAAAUAUGAAAUGUGUUGGCUGAUAUUCCGCCUUUGGGGGAGACCGCCGUCGCGCCGAACAAGCAAAAACAUUUCAUUAGACUUUUAAAAAAAACUUUCCAAAGCAGCUUCCCUCAACAUCAUCAUGGAAGUGAAACAGAUCAUCAGGUCCAGUGUGAAGGAUUUACAAAGGGUCUGUCAGCAGAAUUUGAUUAUAACUGUGGUUUUGAUCAUUCGAAUCACCUUAAACCAAGAAUAUUUGUUUUUUCUUUAGCUUAGCAUGAGCCGUUAACUACAAUGGGAGCGGCUCAUCUUUCGUGUUACUACAUUAGACCAGACCGAACAAAUCAAUCUCAAAGGGUCUUCCGCAUCUUCUUUAUUUCAUAAGAUAUUCGGCCGAACGUGCUAACUUGGCAAGACGGUGAGGGUGUGGGAAGGGGGGGAAAAAUGGUUAUAAAACUGCUGUAGAUCCUCCUACACGUUCAGAAAGGGAGGUGUCGGUUGGAGGCCACUAAAUCCUACACACUGGUCUUUAACUGUCAGUAGCUGAACCAAAAGUUUGUUUCCUGCAAACACUGAUCGCUGAGCCAGUUCAGAUAUUGUGUUGCACUCUUGUCGUCAGUCCAAAGCUUUAUACCCGUUAACUACUCCCUGUCCUUAUACUGAGAACACUUUGUUAGAUUUCUUUUGGAGAUAAUUUAUUCUAAUUUAUUUUGUGUAUAUUUGCUCAGUGCUACUGUAUAGAUGACUCUCAGUGUGUACAGUCCUAUUUCUUCUCCUUGUUCAUGUGCAUUCAGUUGUGUAUUCGAUGCCUGUGUGUAGGGGAGGUCGGACUAAAGCCACGUGCCUCGUGUGAGUCUCUCUUACAAAUCACGUGAUAAACAGACAAUCAAAUGUACAAAAUGUGCCUUGUGAAAAACAGACCCGCCACAUCUUCAUCAUCCUCAUCAGCAUCAUCAACACUCGGCAGACAAUUACCCAAAAGUCACUGGUCACGGCUCUUGUUUCACUCGGGCUCUGUGAGAUCAACGUACGGUAGAGUCGGCACGAACAGUACGGCCUGUGUUCGUUGUGCCUUGAUACGAAAUAAAAUAAACAACAUCAAAUCUGUGUGAUUCCUCACAUCAGCUCACGAGGCACCGGCUCGACCUUUGACAUCUCUCAGCACGAACGGCAGGUUUCACGAUGCAGAACCUUCUCGAUAUCAAGAGACGACUGUUUGCAAUAAAUGUGCACUGUAAAAAACAACAACUAUUUUUACCUGUAAACUGUAUUUUGCUCCUCUCUCUUUCUACUCCUGUGCUGAACUUCCCCCCCCCUCUCGAAAAACUCAGAUGCUGGAUCGGCCGAGGUAGUCUGGGUUUUUCGUGCUUUAUUAUCUACAAUCUAGUAGGGCUGCGGGUUUACAUUUGAAGGAGGAAUGAGCCACCGUUUUUAUUUUAUUUUGUACUUGAGCUGGGUUGAGCAGCCACUGGGUCGGUGUCACUGCUGCAACUCGGCUCACGAGAAACAUUUAGCUAUACGUUCAACCUUCAGUGUCUUUACUAUCAAAUUUCUUCAAUCGUUUUUUUUUUUUCAAAUAUCCAAGAACGAGUGCAUCUUAACUGUCAAGUGCUGUGAUUUGGUGUUUUUAUACAUUUGACAUGAAUUUGACAGCUAUUGUUGCCAUGUUUAUAAAAUUUUAUCAAAACUUUUUCCAUACUUUUUUGUAACAACACGGAGAAAGAACUACAACAUGACUUUUUUUGCUUUUCUAUGAUUGCUUUUUAUUCAGUGUUGUGGCAUUUUUCUAGAUUUCGGAUAUUGCCAAUUCUGCUGUCACUCAGUUCAAGGGCUUUUUUCGAUAAAUGUAAAUGGAGUCAAAAUGCAUGUCCGACAUUCCUGAAAAAAAAUAUUCUGUAUCCUAAGGGUUUGAAUGUAAUUUAAUGGAGUGAAAAACCACAAUAUCUCUUUUUAAUACAUGGACUGAACAGUGGAACUUCUUUCAGACUCCUGUGCUGUCUUCACGUUGCUUUCUUUAAAUUCAGAGUGGUCUCAAGGAUUUCACAUUCAUGUGUUCUAUGAAGUGAGACCCAGUCCAGAUGUAGCAGUUCUUUUUCUUUUCGUGAAAGCAUUGGCUGUGUCAUCUUUGGGACUGCUCUGUGUCAGCUGCAGCGUUUUCCAAACAGCGCAGGACGUGGAGGGAUGGAGGGAUCGGAGGCGGACCGGGGAUGUUUGUUCUUUUUUCUAGUGCAAUAUGCUGUACAUAAGAGCUUGGCUCUCCAAAUCUUACAACUUCUCUUAAGUUCUUUUGUUGUUCAAUGGGUACAUUGCUGUUUUUUUCAUUAAAACUUUAUGGACAAUUGAAA
Messenger RNA from Limanda limanda (common dab), 5097 nucleotides. Its product is annotated as bcl-2-modifying factor-like. NCBI's taxonomy places the organism in Eukaryota, Metazoa, Chordata, Actinopteri, Pleuronectiformes, Pleuronectidae. Bases 171 to 743 code for a protein of 190 amino acids. Gene Ontology annotation, cellular component: myosin complex. Gene Ontology annotation, biological process: apoptotic process; negative regulation of autophagy; positive regulation of apoptotic process. The record is from RefSeq and is a predicted model, not a curated record. The transcript has 4 exons.